UUCUCAAAUAAAUGCGGAGGAUCCACCCUGGCAUUGGGGAGCGCAGGCCACUGGAUGCACAAAGAUGGGAGAUCACUGUGCAGCUCCACCCCCCGGAACAUGGACUCAGCGUGGCCAUGGAAACGGCGCUGAUCUUUCUGUGCUCUCUGCUGGUGCCUGUGGUCGUGGCGGAUGCAGCCAAUCAAGAGAAGGAAAAAGAUCCUUUCAACUAUGAUUACCAGAGUUUGAGGAUCGGCGGUUUGGUGUUUGCCGUGGUCUUGUUUUCUGUUGGAAUUCUCCUUAUACUCAGCAGGAGGUGCAGAUGCAGCUUCAACCAAAAGCCCAGAGCCCCUGGGGAUGAGGAGGCUCAGGCGGAGAACUUGAUUGCCUCAAACGGUUUAAUGACGUUUGUCCCACGCCCCCCACCCCCAUUAAUGUGCUUUCCCGGUGGUGCACACGCCCAGAGCCAGGCACCCGCUGGACGGCUCGCUGGGAAGAUGGCUGACGAGAUCGUCCCAGAGCAGGUGCCUGACAAGUUCACCUAUGAUUACGAGACCAUUCGGAAUGGGGGGCUGAUCUUCGCCGUGGUGGCUUUCGUGGUCGGACUCCUCAUCAUCCUCAGUCGGCGGUUCCGCUGCGGAGCAAAGAAGAGAAGAAGACAAGGUGACGAUGACGAGCUGUAGCUGCAGAACCGCCUGGACUGUCUGGAAAGCGGCUUCCUGCCCAGUGCUCUGUCUGGGAGGGGGGAGUUGUCUUCAGGAGCUAAGCCCCUUGCACCGGAGACAUUAACCCUCUCAGCCCUGCACCUCUAUACACACUAUUUGCAUGGCUUUCCUUUGUAAAAUCAGUUCAGUGCUUCUUUGCCUCAAUAAAGCUCCUGCUGAGCGAGGGUUAAAGCUUG
Mauremys mutica (yellowpond turtle) is the source of this 880-nucleotide messenger RNA. RefSeq lists its product as uncharacterized. Gene Ontology annotation, biological process: monoatomic ion transport; regulation of sodium ion transmembrane transporter activity. The record is from RefSeq and is a predicted model, not a curated record. The coding region runs from base 12 to 662 and encodes 216 amino acids. Gene Ontology annotation, molecular function: sodium channel regulator activity. Gene Ontology annotation, cellular component: membrane. The transcript has 12 exons. NCBI's taxonomy places the organism in Eukaryota, Metazoa, Chordata, Testudines, Geoemydidae.